Molecule: messenger RNA, 5763 nt
Organism: Egretta garzetta (little egret)
Lineage: Eukaryota; Metazoa; Chordata; Aves; Pelecaniformes; Ardeidae
Gene: ADORA2A
Product: adenosine A2a receptor
Biological process (GO): adenylate cyclase-activating G protein-coupled receptor signaling pathway; G protein-coupled adenosine receptor signaling pathway
Cellular component (GO): membrane
Molecular function (GO): G protein-coupled adenosine receptor activity
Source: RefSeq, a predicted model, not a curated record
GAAGCUACAAGUGAAGAAGUUGAACGCUUGCUUCAGUUGAAGAGAAUAUUUCCCAAGUCCUAGGGGGAAAAGGUGAAAAAGAGGACCAGAGGAUGUUGAUAGUAGGUAUGUACAUGACAGGAAGCCACGACUAGCAGUGUGAUUGUCAACAGGAAACUGAAAGUUACGGCCGAUGUGAUGCUGCCAUACAGUACACUUUCUGUGUUGUGUUGCCUGGUGGACUUUGUGGCCUAGUGAGCAGAGUACGUCUACAUGAGAUAUUCACCUGUCCAUUCAUCUGCUGGAGCUUGAAUUAUUCUGCAUCUGGCUAAUCCACUUUGCUGGAGUUGGCAAGCCCUGUUCUUUACUUGACACCUGCUACUGUAAAGAUCUUCAACAGCUAUGGGGAGAAAAGGGUGCAGUGAGCAACUUUCACCGACUGGCAGCUGAGUGCUCUUCAGACCCCAGGCAGCUUCGAGGUGACUUGGCUGUUCAGUGCUCUGCAGAUAUGAACGCUGAGCUUUUCUGGCACGUUCUCACGUUGGCCUGGUCGCUCUCACCAUGCUAGUACAUGGGAAAGAAGACUUCCUUUCAGAUGUAGCUUACAUCAUCCUGGAACUGGUCAUCGCGGUGCUGGCCAUCCUGGGGAACAUCCUGGUCUGCUGGGCAGUCUAUCUGAAUAGCAACUUGCAGAACGUCACCAACUAUUUUGUGGUGUCCCUGGCUGCUGCUGACAUUGCUGUGGGCGUGUUGGCAAUCCCCUUUGCCAUCACCAUCAGCACUGGCUUCUGUGCCUUCUUCUAUGGCUGCCUUUUCAUUGCCUGCUUCGUCCUGGUCUUGACUCAGAGUUCGAUCUUCAGCCUCCUUGCUAUUGCCAUUGACAGAAUCAUUGCAAUCCGCAUACCCCUCAGGUACAAUGGCUUGGUGACUGGCUCUCGAGCUAAAGGUAUCAUUGCCAUCUGCUGGGUAUUAUCUUUCAUCAUCGGCUUGACACCAAUGCUAGGGUGGCACAAACGCUCCCAGAUCGAAGAGCUGGGUUCCAAUAAGUCCUCUCCCAUCAACUGCAGCAACAGUAUGGUGGCAUGUCUCUUUGAGGCUGUGGUCACCAUGGAGUACAUGGUCUACUACAACUUCUUUGCCUGUGUGCUCUUGCCUCUCCUCCUCAUGUUUGGUAUCUACUUGAAGAUCUUCAUGGCAGCCCGGCGACAGCUCAAACAGAUGGAGAACAAGAUGGUACAUGGGGAACGUUCUCGCUUUACUUUGCAGAAGGAAGUCCAUGCAGCUAAGUCUUUAGCCAUCAUUGUUGGGUUGUUUGCAGUCUGCUGGCUUCCACUACAUAUUAUUAACUGCUUUACCCUUUUUUGCCCAAAUUGUGACCAUGCUCCCCUCUGGCUGAUGUAUCUGGCUAUUAUCCUGUCUCAUGCCAACUCGGUUGUAAAUCCUCUAAUUUAUGCCUACCGAAUCAGGGAGUUUCGACACACCUUCCGUAAAAUCAUCAGCCAGCAUAUCCUGGGCCGGAAGGAGCCGUUCAAGGCAGGAACAGCCAGCUCUAGGACUUCCAAUCAUGGUGGGGACACAGAGAACGCCAGCAUACGAAUCAGUGAGUAUGCAUUAGAGGUAUACACCAAUGGAGAGAUCCACAGGGAUCCUGAAAAGCAGGACUUAAACAAAUGCAAAGCCGGCUUGGAAUGGCACCAGAAUGGAAAUGCUCUGGACGUGGAGACAAAUGGGCAUCUCCCGAAUUCCUGCAAAAAUGGGAUUCUCUCAGAUGCAUGCAUGAACAGGGAGCUUCACAGUGAAGAGCUAAUUGAUGCCCAGGUGUCUUACUCUGAUCUAGAAAGAGCAGCCUUCGCAGCAGCUGAUGUUUCCUGAUGAGACUUUCAAAGUCUUCCUGGUAGAAUUAUUUUUUUUUUCUAUUGGUGACCUCUGCCGUGGUAGAAAGGGAGGUUGGGGGGGCGGGGGGAGAGGCGUGUAUUCAGAUUGCUGUGGAGAAAGGGGUCCCUACCCAGGACUGUUGGGAAGAUCCUAAAUACUAGACUGGAGAAAAGUCAAGAGACCACUGAAACGGACUGAGGAUGGGGGGACAUGUUACCUGUCAGUGACCUGUCACCAAGAGCAGUGCCAAGGUCAAAGAUGGCAUUCCAAGUUCAGCACUGGGAGACUGCUGAUGCAGGGCAUAUCAUGAUAUCAUGCUGUACUGUGUAUCUGUGGUUGUAUGUCAGUUUUGCUGUCUUUACCAACAGAAAUAAAAGCAUGGCUGGAAGUAUUCACUGAAUUGCAAAGAGCAACAGGGAAGAGGGAUAGCAACAUCUAUUGGUCAGGAAAGGGAAGGAAUUUACCUGAUGGGAACUCUGGAUACCUUCAACCAUGGCAUUUUGUCUUUCAGUUUAUGUUUUUAAAGCUUAUCCUGCAAUAGGUUGCUCGAAUGUGGGUUUUUUUUCCGUGUCUUGAUAAGAUUACUUUAUAUUAAGUUAUAAAAAAGAUGGCCAAGAACUCAUAUCUAUUCCCUGAGCACUCAGUGUUCCAGAUGCACAAGGCAAAUAUAACCUCAUAGCUCUCCACUUUGUCCAACUAAUAAUGAAAACGGAGACUGUAAUAUGGAUUCCCCUUAGCAAAAGGGCUGUUAGCAGGAGUUGGUGCUGCAGAUAGCAGACAAGCAGGCCAGGCUGUGGUCUGUGUCACCAGGGCAGUCGUGCCCUGAGGUGUUGUGAGGAGCUGUCGGGUCUGUGAGCUGUCUGUGUAGGCUGGUGGGCACUGCCUGCUUUUUCCCCCUAUCUCUGUGCUUGUCCUUCUGAGCUCCUAGAAUGCAAAUUCUUUCCAUGGGCCUAAACAUGUGUGAGGGGAACUGAUUUCCCUAUUUUUGUUGUUUUCUCAGUGUAAGGAGGAUGCUUAUCUAACGCUUAUUUUUAAAAUUGCAGUGAGCUUUAUUUAAACACCUUUUCUGCCAGUGAUUUCAGUUUUUUCCUGAUGUGCUUUACUGUGAAACCCGAUGUGUCCCUGCGGUGCAGAGGCCCACAGAACUGGGUCAGUCUGGUUAGAAGAUGUUCCUUCUUCGAGGAGCUGAAAGGCGUCAGUAGUAGUGGAAAUCAGCUUACAAACUGCAAGUAGUCUGUUUGUAUAAGUGCACAGGCAAAUCUGUAUUGCAGCAAGGGUAUGCACUGAUGUGGUUUCUUGUAGAGGUGUUUCACAGCAAUUUGAUAAUUUUCUGUAUCACUUAUGAAACCUGGUAGCUGGACAGCCGAAUGCCACAUCAGCUUGAAUUCUACCCAAAGAUUGUCUGGUCUUUGUUUUCCAAACAAAUAAUGCAUGUCCAAUACUGCCAGCCUUCUGGAGAGACAGGCAGUGAUGGUCCUACUGGAAAGCUAAAAGUCUGGUAAUUCCAGGGAUCUGAAGUUUAUUCCCUAGCUGAAAACAUCAGAAGUAUCAAUCAUCCCCCAACCCUGGCUUCUCCUUGUGUCUGUCCACUAACAUUUCAGAAGCUAAAUAAUCUCAUUUUUUGGAAAGGGGAACUGGAUUUUGAUAUUUGAGGAAGAGCAGGUUGGGUUUGUGUGUUCUUAUUCUAUGUUUGUUUUAAAUGUCAUGAACUAUUAAAAAUGAAAAGUCAGUUUUAUUUGAGGAGAAUUUUCUUUUUGACAGACUCCCUACAUGAAGGUGGGGAGUAAUUUAUAAUGCUGAAUGUGUUCGAGUAUGUAAAUGUUCCAGGCUAGCACAAAGCUUACUGUGAGACGGAUAAAAAGAUGUGGUUGCCACCACCUUAGCAGAAAGACAGACAAGUUUGCAGAACAAUAGACUUCACAGUUUAAUUGAAUUGCUGCUUUCUUGGCAUGGCUCUUCCACAUAGUCUAGCGUCAGAGGAGUGGAUUAUCACUCCAGCACCAUUAACAAACACUAAGCCAUUUCCCUGUGACUGACGUCAUAGGUAGUUCCUCUGUACGGUGACUUGGGAUCUUGUUACUCUUGAUCUUUCUGAGUGGAAUAUUUCUGUAGGUUAUUUGUGAGAUGGUUUCUCUGACCUCCUGUAACAGUGGCAGAGGAACUGAGUCAGGAAAAUGGGGGUCUGAUCUCUUCAGGCCGCAGUUGGGAGCCGAAAUGUUUCUAAGAAUAACACAAGAUUACAUCCGGUAUUCAUGUCAAUAGCUAUUAGGUCCACAAAGAAGCAGAGCAGGGAAGGAAGUGUGGGAAAAUACCAGCAUUGCUCAUGUGCUGGAACACACACGAGUGCAGAAGUGUCUCCUAUUGAGCUUUAGUUGCCAUUGCAUAGGGAUGUUUUAUGCCACAUUGCAUCAGACUUUGAACAGCUGAUGUGGGUUGGUUGCUUUCUAUUGUUCCCUGAGCUUCUUCAGAUUCAGUUAUGGCAGCUUCUUGCUUGGUUGCCACAAGAAUCAAGUUGAUCUAUGGUGAUGUGACAAACUUGGGAUUGUCCCUCUGGAAAACUUUCCUGCCCAAACAGAUUGCCAUGCAAGCUUACUGAGUUUCCAGACGUCUUGAAAUUAGCUGUUCUGUUGCUGUUUGAGAUGCCCUACCAAAUGUGUCCAGUCCCUUUCAAUAUUAGUGAUCCAGAUUUGAAAUGAAGAGGGUGUGUGAAGGGGCUGGGGGAUGCACGCAGGAGGAAGUGCAAUGGGGAUAACGAGGCAGCGUGUUUUAUAUAGAAUUGGAAAUCUGUAGUCACAGGAAGGAAGGGAUGGCAAUUGCACCACACGCUGUGUGCCUUCUGGCAAACAUAUGUCUAGAAAUGGACCUUCAGAAGAUGUUUCCAAAACAGUUGUUGGGGGGAGCAUGAGCCUUUUGAACAGAAUUUUGGACUUUUUAUUUCUUGGUGCCUGGGGAUCAUGAUUUCAAGGCUUUCUUUUUUAAUAAAGAAAAAAAGAAGCUUUAGGGUCCCAUCAAUGAAGUGUUCUUUCCUUCUCCUGGCAGCACUCUCCACUCUUGAGAAAAGUACGUCUCUUCCAAACUGCAUAGGGCAGGGAUCAUUAGAAAAGUGAAAGUUAAAGAAAUUUUUCCUAACUUCUCCACUCAUAUCCCCAUUUUCAUUCCAGCUGGAGAAAGUUUAGCUGUUGAAAUAUAGCUGUUCUGGAUAAACAAAGAUGGUACCAAGACAAAGGGAAGAAUGAGGUGAUCAUCAGGAGAGGCUGGAGAAGGCCUUCUUGGGAAUCCAAGGUGCAGUGGGUCCAGAGAGUAAAAGCUGGGGUAGGAAGAGACUAAUUUUAUUGAACUGGAACGUCUUACUAAAAAUGGCUCAAGACCCAUAUAGAGAUGCGGUGCCUCAUUUGGCAUGAGGGCAUUCCAUGGAUUUCACCAUUCCCUGGAGACUCCUAGGCUCCAGGGUUUAUUUGCUUUAUAGGAUUUUAGAGAAAGUUAAGUCUGAUCAGUUGCCAGGAGUAAUUUUAUCAAGCGUUGUUCUUGGGGCCUUCUCUUCAAUAGGGCACUGCUUUUUGUGUGUGCAAAUACAUGCGCUUACAGCUUUGUCAUGCAGAGUUUUUUUGCAUCAGUAAUAUUUCAAAGCUCUGUUCAAGCUUGAACUGCAGCUCUUGACCAGAGAAGCAACUUGGCAUGGUGGAACGGCUGGGGUUACUGUAGGCAGAAGGGGUUUGCCACUGAUCCCAGCUGGUGUUAGGAAGCUUAUUGAUGGACUUGGGAGUUGUAUGGGGUAGUCUGAAUUUUUGAUCAUUCUUUGAAAAGAGGCUCCAGAGGAUGCUGGUGGAUAUAGAAAAGUCUCUAAGGUGUGGGAGCAGAGAGGGUUAGGAUUAGAUGGGAAAUCUUGGUGGUGAAGGAAGAUUUGUAGGG